This is a messenger RNA of Solanum dulcamara, 1037 nucleotides long. RefSeq lists its product as uncharacterized. Gene Ontology annotation, cellular component: RNA polymerase III complex. The record is from RefSeq and is a predicted model, not a curated record. Gene Ontology annotation, biological process: transcription by RNA polymerase III. NCBI's taxonomy places the organism in Eukaryota, Viridiplantae, Streptophyta, Magnoliopsida, Solanales, Solanaceae. The coding region runs from base 164 to 877 and encodes 237 amino acids. The transcript is spliced from 2 exons.
CAAAUCACGGGUUGGGCGAACGGGCUAACUGUCUAGCCUUUAUUUACGCUCUACCAAAACCUAGGUAAGGAACUAUGAAAAACAGGAGCAAAUUAGCAGCGAUUCCUUCAAGAAUGCAAAAACAAAUUGUUCAACUUGCUUUCCACUAGUUGGCUGAUUGGAGAUGAACCGAUCAAGUGAAGCAGCCGCCAUGAAGCGGAAAAGACCAAACAUGGAUUCACCUACUCAGGGACUUGUAGAUGCUGACUGUAUAGUGCUCAAUGUGGUUAAAAGUAAAAAGAAUCUGGGUAUCUUGUUGUCGGAGGUGAAGAAAGAGGCAAACCUAGCACCCAUUGUUGUGGAUAAAUCCUUGAAGUCACUGGUGAAAAAGAAGUUGAUAAAACAAGUCUUAAAUGUCCAAAGUAAGGGAAGGAAGCAGUACAUUUACAUGGCUGUUGAGUUUGAACCUUGGGAGGAACUGACUGGUGGUGCUUGGUACUUGGAGGGAAAACUUGACAAGGAAUUCAUCACAGUUCUUAGAGACACUUGCCUCAAGGUCAUAGAAAUGCUGAAAGUCUCUACUGCAGAGGGAAUCCACGACUUGUUGAAGAAAAGGAAAGUUAUUGAGUGCACAAGUCAGCAAGUCGCGGAAAUAUUGAACUCUAUGGUUCUGGACAAUGCUAUUAUAGAGGUAAAGAGCAGUGGAUUGGGAGAAUAUCAUUCUAUUCCUGUUGGAUCAGUAUGUUAUCGAACUGCAAGUGGAGUUACGAAAACAAUCGGGCCAAUGGCUUCAAUUCCAUGUGGUGCUUGCUCUAGGAUUAGUCUAUGUACACCAAAUGGAGUUAUAUCCCCACAAACCUGUGUCUACUACACUAAAUGGUUCAACUUUGAAUUUUGAACUCUCAAGUGUGAUGACAACUCUCAACUUUUUUACUUCCUUUUGACAUAUAUAAAAUUGUUUUAGAUAGCUAAAAAUUUCUAUUAUCUCAAUUUAUUUUAGUAGAGACUAAAUACGUUAUUCCAAUGUUUAAACAGACUAUCCGAAACAAAUUCAAACA